UUGCUUUGAUAUUUUUGCAGUCAACACACAUGGCCUCUCAGCAGAUAACAGAAGAAGCUGUUUGCCUUUGCACUGGAAAUCCAUUGCCCAAAGACAUUGAGCAAAUAUCUUACUGGCUUCUAAAUGAACAAUAUUCAGAGAGCUUUAAAAGAACUAAUGAUAUGAAAACAAGGAAAGGACUGGCCCUUGUUGAUAUUGUAAGAGAAGUGACAAUGUUUGUAUUUAAGAUUAAGAUACCUCCAGCUGUUCGAGUGCAAUUGGUGAAUGAUUUGGCUGACAUAGAGUAUGUGUUGCUGCUGCCUACUUUUUUAUGCAGUCUUGGAAAUUUAUUUUUCCACUGA
This is a messenger RNA of Vicia villosa (hairy vetch), 341 nucleotides long. RefSeq names its product replication factor C subunit 3-like. Bases 30 to 341 code for a protein of 103 amino acids. The record is from RefSeq and is a predicted model, not a curated record. Gene Ontology annotation, molecular function: DNA binding. Lineage: Eukaryota; Viridiplantae; Streptophyta; Magnoliopsida; Fabales; Fabaceae. The transcript is spliced from 3 exons. Gene Ontology annotation, biological process: DNA replication.